This is a messenger RNA of Aegilops tauschii subsp. strangulata, 1735 nucleotides long. RefSeq lists its product as uncharacterized. The record is from RefSeq and is a predicted model, not a curated record. Lineage: Eukaryota; Viridiplantae; Streptophyta; Magnoliopsida; Poales; Poaceae. Gene Ontology annotation, molecular function: 5'-3' DNA exonuclease activity; 5'-3' RNA exonuclease activity.
CCACGCCCUACCCCUUUUUACUGCGCUGCGCACGCCCACAGCCUGCAGCUAGCUUGCGACGGGUCACAUGACGACGACGCGCCCCGCCGCUACGACCGAGGAGGAGGAGAUGGUCAUGGCCGCCUCUGCAGCGGCCAAUGCCGCGCCACCGGACGCAGACGAUCGGGAGCAGCAGAAGAAGGCGCGGGCCAGGAACAAGAAGAAGAAGAAGAAGCGGCGGAGGGCGCCGAGCGAGGAGGAGCUGGCCGCGCUGAGGUCCGUGCUCCUCUGGGCCCGCCGCGGCGAGGCGGGCGACGACGAUGCGGCGGACUGUGGUGGGCACCUGUUGCCGGCGGGAAGGCGGCGGCCGCGCGUGGCGGUGGAACUGCAUGCGCACUCGGCGCGCAGCGACGGCUCGCUCUCGCCCGCGGCGCUCGUGGAGCGCGCGCACCGCAACGGGGUGAAAGUGCUCGCACUGACUGAUCAUGACACCAUGGCGGGUGUUGCGGAGGCGAUGGAGACUGCAAAGGAAUUUUCCAUCAGGAUCAUUCCUGCUGUUGAGAUAAGCGCCGUUUAUUCACCUAGUAAUGGAUCAGGAGCCAAUGAACCUGUUCAUGUUCUUGCAUACUUCGGUAGUUGGGGGCCUGCUAAAUCUCAGGAACUGGAGAAGGUUCUAUCUAGCAUCAGGGAGGGCCGCUAUACACGUGCCAAGGAGAUGCUAUCGAAACUUAGGAGCCUCGGCAUGGCAUUGAACUUUGAAGAUGUGUCUAAUAUAGCAGGGAAUGGAGUGGCUCCAGGGCGGGUCCACGUGGCGCGUGCCAUGGUUGAAGCUGGAUAUGUUGAUAAUCUGAGGCAAGCUUUCAGCAGGUACUUGUACGAUGGAGGGCCCGCUUAUGCUAUUGGUAGUGAGCCAGCUGGGGAAUCUGUUGUGCAGCUAAUAUGUAGAACCGGGGGCAUAGCUGUUUUGGCUCAUCCGUGGGCAUUGAAAAAUCCUGCUCCUGUGAUAAAGGAUUUGAAAGCUGCUGGUCUGCAUGCUAUUGAGGUCUAUCGAAGCGAUGGGAAGCUAUCUGGAUUGAGUGAUCUGGCUGAUACUUAUGAGCUUCUGAAGCUUGGUGGAUCAGAUUACCAUGGAAGAGAUGACAAGGAAGAACCUGAUAUAGGAAGUGUUGAUCUUCCGGUCUUGGCAUUUUUUAGAUUUCUUGAGGCAGCUCAACCAAUUUGGUGCAAUGCUAUCAAGGAAAUUUUUGCAAACACCACUGAAAGAACUGGCUUGAAUGGCCCAAAAGAAUGUCAUCGGACUAGCUCUGUAGAUGAUUUAUGUAAUAUGUGCCUUUCUUCUCCAGAACUGGAGGAAACAGAUGAUUCUGAGGUUGAGGUCCUCCGGACGGAAUUUGCGGACAUUAUCCUAAGCAACAGAAGCUGCAAGACGCUUACUGAACAGCGUGCAGAAAUCACCUCUCUUCUCCACUGACACAGUCUGGUUUGUGCAGUUUUAGACAUUGACUGAGAGGACAUGAUCUGGGCUGGACUUUAAUCUAUUCAUAUUGUGGAAAAAUAGAAAUUGUCCAGUGGGCGUGUGGUAAUGUUUUAUAUGAUCGAUUGACUGUGCAGAAGUAAUAUGGUAAGAUCCAUAAAUUAACCAUCAACCUUUCGGUAUGCCACUUCUCUUAUAGGAUAUGUAGAUUUCUUGUAUCCUUUUGCUUAAUCAGUUAAUACAUUUUACGAAAAUGGCGAAAGCAGAUUCCUUUUUUUUUCA